Molecule: messenger RNA, 2289 nt
Organism: Pestalotiopsis fici W106-1
Lineage: Eukaryota; Fungi; Ascomycota; Sordariomycetes; Amphisphaeriales; Sporocadaceae
Exons: 3
Coding region: 1-2289 (762 amino acids)
Biological process (GO): peptidyl-serine phosphorylation; peptidyl-threonine phosphorylation
Molecular function (GO): protein serine/threonine kinase activity; ATP binding
Source: RefSeq, a predicted model, not a curated record
AUGUCAGAGAGCGAUCAGUUCGAGCAAUCCUUGGAGCAACUUUAUGCAGACCUUAAGGAAACUAUACGAGACUCUCUUAGUAAGACAGGCAGCGGCUGGGCUAGAAGACGACCACAGACGGCGUUGAUUUUGCAGAAGAAUUUGUCACAACUGACACACUGGGGUACCGAUAUUCGCAAUGCGACACACAAGACACUGGACAAAGUCGAAAUGGAGGACGAAUCAUUCGCUCUGACAAUUCGAAAUCAGUUGGAGGACGCCGAAGAAUAUAUGUCUCAGCUUCGGCAACUGUGUGAACGCAGCGGCAAUGGACCCGCCCUCGAUAUUGAUAUCGAAGCUGGUUUAGUAGAGAGUAUGCAAGUCUCUGUUAAGUGCCUGCAGUAUCAAGUCGAUCCUUUGCGCGCAUUCAUAUACUCUCUCAACCAACCAUGGGCGCUGGGAAAUUCUGCUUCUGGUACUCAGCUUUCGAACACAAGCUCGACAAAAGAACAGACUACCGUGGAACGGGGAUGCUUUGAGUUUUCAGAUACUGUGCGAAGAUUGCUCGAUGAUCCUGAGUCCGAUCUCAGGACACUGAUACGUGCUUGUGUUUCGCUCAAUUUCGAAAACAAAACGUUUUACUCUGAAGGCCCUUUAAGAAGAGUCAUGACUUUACCACGGGUCGUAAUCUUCCUGAGCCAAGAAUAUCCAGAUAUGUCCGAAUCUGCAAUCACUGGCCUGCUCAAACAGAUCACAGCGCGUUUCCUUAGGGUGUUUUCCAUCUUGCUCAUAUUGAAUCGAGGCAGCCAUAUUGCAGAAUUCAUCGAGAAAGACGUCAGUGAUGACAAACUUCCACUGACUAUGAAGUCUGACUUCUCUAGAAGAGAUGAGCUGCCAAUAUUUUUCCAAAACAAUGGCGACCAAUUACCGCUGGACUGGGAAAUUUUCGAACUCCUGGACUUUGAUCAUUUACAAUGGAAGUUCAUGACCCCUGUACUGGAUUCGAGGCACUUCCACCAUUGGCGCUUGGAUCAACGGAUUCCCUUGCCUUGGAAGAGUGGGACAGAAAACAUGCCUACAUCUGGAGGGGUGAAGAAAGUCAGAAUUCAACUUGGUUCUCAUAAUUUGAGCAAUAUCACAGCUGACAUAAUUGCCGUGAAAACCAUGCGCACUGACACAUCUUCACCUAAACGGACUCUGCCCCUUCCAAAUUUAAUGAAUAUGUCAUCUCCGACUAGUAAGGAUGAGUUGUUGAGGGUGCUCAAUAUCCUUCAUAGCUUCAAGAGCCCCCAUCUUAUUCAGUCCUAUGGAGCUAUGGAACAAGGUAAUGAGUUGCAUUUGAUUUUCCCUUGGGCAGAGUGCAAUUUGCGAGACUAUUGGAAAUCCAAUUUGGGGAUGUUGAGUAGUGCAAGCCACUCGGAUAUCGGAAAUGAGCCAACGAAGGCCUUCGCCGCCUGGGAUAACAUUAUAUGGUUGUCCGAUCAGAUACGCGGCAUCGCUCACGGAUUAGCUACGUUGCAUGAUCUCGUCAAUGGAACUGUCAUAAGGCAUGGCGCCAUCGAGCCCGAGAGCAUUCUUAUGAUGCGCGCGUCCAGGGAACUCCGGGGCAAAUUCGUCAUUGGAGGCUUUGGCAGGUCACAUGUCUACUCUGAACUAGAUCGCAGUGAUGAAAAUCGAAUGGUCGCCAAGCCAAAUGCAUACAUUCCUCCGGAAGAUAACAUGUCAGGCAGAGUCCUCAGCAGGCGGUCAGAUGUGUGGUCUCUGGGCUGCGUCAUGCUAGAGUUCAUGUGUUGGAUGCUCGGGGGUAAUGAAAUGAUCGAGUCUUUCACAAGGAAAAGAUCCCCAAAUCAUACCCAUUUACAUCAAUUCAAUUUUCUGGACAUGGUCGGCGAAGACACAGUUGAGGACUCUCUAGCACCAGAUGGGGUACGACGUCACCAUUAUUCAAAUCCUGUCACUUUUUAUGACCGCAGCGGUGGAGGCACAAUUGAGAUCCAUCAAGCAGUGGCUGAGUGCUUUCGAGAUCUACGAGAACUACGGUCGUGCACCGAGUUUGUGAACGAUGUUCUCGACAUCGUGCAGAAUCAUAUGCUGCUCAUUAAAUCUACCAAAAGAGUGUCGGUGAUUGAACUGACGCACAUGUUGGAUAGUACACAUACCAAAGUCAUGGCUUCCGAGGUCUAUGCAACGCAUCCAAUGCCCGAACAAAAACGUCUGGCAAAAAAAGAAGAACAUUUCAUCUACAUAAAGUACGUUCCCACUCUAGCCGUCAUCAAGACGUUACCAGGCGACGCCACGAGGAGGCAGUGA